GUUGAUCUUUUUUCAAAUUUUUGUUUUUACCCGUUGCUCGAUGUUGGAUAUACCGUAUAUACACGCGUAGCUUCCAGGAUGUUCAUUCGUUUCCUUGUCAGUUUAAUCAGCUUGUUUGCUCGAGACUCAGCAAAAUCGCCUUUUCUCGUUCGUUUGGACAAUUGUUUCUUCUUCUUCUUCUUCUUUGUCUUAUUAUUAUUAUUAUUAUUAUUAUUAUUAUUGUUAUUGUUAUAUGUUGUUUGUUCUUGUUUGUUUCUCGUUUCUCCUUUUCUUUUUCUACUCGUUAUUAGUGUAAGAUCGCUGUUAUGCUAAAAGUUACAUUUGCAUGAUGUGUAUUAUUUUUAUGACACGAUCGAUAUUAGCAAUUGACACUAACGUUGGAAACGAUGGCGAUGUUUUUGAUUUUCGAUAUUAACGAUUUUUACUUAGCGUCCCGAUGUCUCCGCGUUUCUCGCUAGGAUUUUGUUCCAGUUUAGUUGCUAUUUAACAAAGUUUUAUCUUCGAGCUUCUCGUUUUGUUUUUCUGUUACGUAAAUGGUAGCGUAGAUCGGGAGAGCCGAUCGUAAAGGACUUCUUUUUCUAACUGAAACGCAAUUUCAGUCGUUCGGUACGCGCAGUGUAGAUCUACCGUUCGGAGAAGUUACACCGAUUUCCACGACAUAAUGUCGCGAUACACAAGAUCGCAGUAUCGUACUUUGCGUUGCCAAAUAUUUUUCCAAUCAAAUUCUUUGAAUAUUUCCGACGAGACAGCUUUCCACUCGAAUUUAUUUGCUUAAUUCGUCUCGCGUCUUUAUUAAAUACUCUCCGCGGCAAAAAUUUGUUAACCGAAAUAAUAAUAAUAAUAAUAAUAAUAAUUAUUAUUAUUAUUAUUAUUCACCACGUUUUCCAGUUUAUUCGUCGAGAUUCUCUUUGCUUUUAAAUCCGACCAAUUUCACGUGGACCAUCAUGGUGUCGUCAUUUUACGCUGCAAACUAACGCGCUCGUUCCAGCAAAUUACGUCGGAAAAGCCUACAAUACUAUCGCGUUAACUAUUCAAGAAUCUCGCGUACGAUCGUUUCGAAUAACAAUACAACUUUUUAAUUCUCCUCUUUUGUCGCGGAAUUCGUAUUUAUGUCAGUCGUGUGACGCGAUUCCGGUUGGAAAAUUAUUCUGGAAACAUUAUCCGUGAAAAGAAGCGGAAAUUCAAUAGAUGUUGGCUGAAUAAAAUAUUUGUUUGCAUUAUUACUACUUGAUUUAUGAGAUAAUGCGCAGAAUACCGCAAAUGACGGCGACAAAUAAUAUAUUUCCUCGUUUCGCUACGUUCGUUACGUUCGUCGAAGCAGCCUGACGCGCGCACGGCGAAUCGAUAAAUUGUUUAACAAAUAACCCCAUCUGCAAAGGAUAUUUUCAACGUUAUUUCUUUAAUUCUUCCUUCCUUCUCGUAUUUUCAAAAUAUCGUUCACCCGCCAUUACACGUUCCGUGUUUCGUCAUGUUACGUUCGAUGUCAGCGAGCAAUUAUUAAUUCGAACGUAUAAAAUCGUCUUGCUGGCAUAUCCGAGUGCGAGAGAGGAGCCGAUCGAUCGACUUAUUAACGGAGAUAUUUGUCGCGUUAUUUUUACGCGAAUUCGCUCGACGGACGAACGACGAGAGGGGAUAGACGAAGCACCGACGUAAUCAGAAGUCCGCCGGUUGUUUUGGAAAUUUUUUAACCGGAACGGUCAUUAAAAUGAUUACUGUUUCCCCUGCACGGUUUCCGCGUAGCGACGAACGCGUGCACCAACUUUCGCAAAUAAUGAGUUUUGAACUCGUCCAUCGCCGGAUCUAUUUAUUAAACAUUACAAAAUGCGCUGCAAUUAAGUGGCGCGCUUCAGGCUAUCCCAUUCAAACUCCUAUGCUCGAGUUCGUUUCGUUUACCUUUUCUUCUCUUUUCCUCCGUCGUUCUUUCGUUUCUCUUUUUUUUUUUUUUCAGACAUUUUCAGAUAAAAAUUAAAGACGGACUACGCGGAUAAAUAGCAAGUUAAACAUCGCGCGAUGAACAAUUCCGCUCGACGAUUAAUCGUAAACGAAAUCAAAGAAACACGUAGCAACGGUUUCAAACCGACAGGAUCUUUCGUUUUCGUUUGGUGAUUUUUCAUAUUUUUUUCAGCUGAAUUUUCACGUUGCGCACGGUCGAACGCAAUUUCAUCUUUAACUUCGAUGCUUGUCCCGUUUCACAGACGAAUUCUGAAAUUGCAAGCGUUUCCGCGUAUCUCAUUACGAAAAUUUAUCGUAAUCCCCACACUCCACUUUGUCCCGAUUCGUUCAAAAGCUCGUUCCCUCCGCGGAUGAAUAUUAUCUUCGUUAAUUUAUUAAGUAUCACGUGGAAGGCACGACACGCGAAAGCAAACGUAUUAAUAUGCGCGCGAUAAUUACGAUACCAUUGUGCGUAGCUUCGAGUUGUUCCCAUCGGCUAUCGAUAUCUUCCUGUGUUGUCUCUAUUUCUCUCCCCUUUUGCUCUCGUUCUUCUCCGUCCCACGGUACUCUUUUACUUGUCUUUCGCGAAUUUCUUACCUUAUAAUUACGCUGCGAACAGUAUUUCGAUAAACCGUCUUCUGGUAGAUAUUCGGUUGGCAACUAAGUGACUGCGGAUUUUGGCAUUAGAUGGUAAUGACAAAACCCGCAAUCACUCGGUUGCCAACACGAUACAUCGGAUCGAUCAAACGUGUACAUCAGCCGGCGAAAUCGUUCGAGUAAACUCGUUUCCAAAAAUCUUUCACGAGUUCGCUGCGUCUAUACGUAAUACGAAAGUUUUUUCAAAUUUCUCUCGCGCGAUAACGUUUCACGCGAAUCUAGAAUUUUACGUAGCAGUUGUAGGAUAUUUGAUGGAAUAUGGGAUCUGGAGUUUUCACGCCGCGGGUGAACUUUGGGGUGACCCGCGUCUCGCCCGAAGGCACCCGAUUCUACCAUCAAGCGCGACACAGUUGCUGCCGAGAGCCGCGUUCGCCCUGAGCGGACUCCACCGACCGGACAUGGUGCCGUUGCCGUUGACCUCUGCCGGGCCGCCGUACGGACCUAUGGAAUUGGUGACGAAAAGGGACGGUGAACGAGUCGCGGAGGAGAACGAGGAGAAGGAAGAGAAACAGGACGACGACGAAGGGAACACCGAUCGAGCCGACGAGAACGAUAAUCAGACCAGCGUACCGAAAGAAAAUGACGACAACGAAGACGCUGGAGACGAAAGCGACACCGGAAGUACGAACAGCUCGCAUCGCUCGGCCAACAAUAAUUUAUCCACGAAGCUGCUCGAUCCCAUGUCCUAUCUGACUUUCGACAAGGAUGGAACGGUUACACCGGUUCUUAAUGGCUGGGUCCUCGGCGCUUAUACCGCCAUGCUUGGAAGACUCUCAGCAGCGACCGCGGCUCUCGAAGCUACGGAAAUCCCCAACAUUCCGUCUGACAGCGACUCCGAGAGCGAGCAUUCGUCUUACACCGAGAAAUCUCGAGGUAGCAGUCCGAACGUAAGCAACGCGCAUCGCGGUUAUUCCUGUGGUUCCUGUGACGUGGUGGCACCAACGAGGCCAGCUCUGCGAAAGCAUAUCGUCGAUUGUCAUCCACCGGUACCCAGCGCGGAAACCGGAGAAACGAAAAGUUGUCCGUCCUCGGGCUGUGACUUCACCACGAACAGCAGAUGUGAGAUGGAGACUCAUGUAGCUGCACACGUGGCACAGGGUAUGACGCCCACAGGGAAGAAGCGUACACUGGCUUUGCAACGCGUCAGGUAUAGAUAUGAAAGGGAGGAGUAUCGGUGCUCGUUAUGCUCGUACGCGUGCACCAUCGAGAAAGCGUUCCAGAGGCAUUUGAGGGCACACGCGAAAGGCACGGCGCCGGAAACGAGGGUGAGCUGCGCUGUGUGCGGCGCGGACAGAUCGUCGGAAGUAGAUCUGAGCAGACACAUGAGAAGGCAUCGCGACGACCGAUACUUUUGCUGCGACAUUUGCAUCUUUCGCACGGUACAGUUAAAAAAGCUCAUCCAACACCGACGAAUGCACACGGGCGAGAAGCCACACCUUUGUCCACACUGUGCGUACCGAAGUGCACGCCGUGACAAUCUGCGUAGCCACGUUAGACGAGUGCACAAGAAGGAGAAUUUAUAUUGCGACACGUUCAGUCCACGCGGUAUGCUGUUGACACCCACUGUCAUCGGAAGGGACAGUCCUCUGGUGCAGAGCCCGGAAUCCUCGCCGUCGUCCAACUCGGAAUCCACGAACUAGCGAAGCAACACGCGACAGGAAGCUUGAAGAGGAACGUGGAAGUUGUGGCCGGGGAUCGAGCGGUUCGUCGUUGUUUUACACGUCCUAACUUUGUCAAUACUGCGACUUAUAGAUUUUAGAAUCGCGGAGGAGAUUUUACAUCGGCAACGAAGAUCGUGUCAUCGCUGUACGAGCUGCUUGGAAAAUCGGCGUGUUUGAUCGUUUUGAAGAUGUUGUAAAAUUAUUAGCAUCGAUACGCUAUCUUAAAGGUACAUAAAAGGAGGAUAGAUAGCCUUGGAAUGUAUAAUUUAACGAAAUUGGAUGAUCGGCAAAGCGUGGAAUUAAUUUAGAUUUAUUUUUGAAAUUUAGUUAAAUUUAAGCGAAAGCGAACGAUAGAGGAAAUUACGCGUACAAGAAGCUUUAAAUACGCGAGAUUAUGAAUUUCAAGCGAGACUAGCGACGGUGAAAAUAGUCAGAAGUUGUAACAGUAAUUUGGAAAGGAUUGCAACUCGGUUUUUAACUCCGCUAUACGAAUUAUAUGCCUACGAUCCUGAUAAUAGACUAUAAUAAGAAGUAUACGAGUAAUAAUAAUAAAGACUCAACUAGGGAGAGUGUGUGCAACUUCUGGCUAAUCACGAUCGACCUUGCCCUUAGUACGUAGGAAUUAUGUAGAGAAUUGCAUGCGAACGUCGAUAAUUCAAUCUAGUCUUUGAAUUCUAACGUGAUCUUAUUAUUAGCUGAUUUAAUUAUCAAAGUCUGUUCGUUGAUCAGAACGUUGAUGAACGAAACUAAAGCUGCGCAAUGGUGCUAGAGUCGUAGACUGGAUUAUAGAGGAAGACUGAAGUAGAUGCUUUCACGGUGUGAUAUUCGUCCUUUGUUUCCCUUUACGCCGUGAUUUAAAUGUACUUGAAUCAGCGAUUAUUAAGACUGCUGUCCUGAUGGCCGGAGAGAUUCUCAGAUAUUACAGAUCGAUACGUCUUACGAUUAAUCGAUUAACGAUUAGAUAAACGAUUAGGUAAAAUUCGAAAAGAAAGAAACACGUAAAUUUAGCGAAAACCAACUUUAUAUGUAAUUGGACGAAUUUCGUGCGAAGAUCAUAGGCGAGGGACACGAUAAGCGUACCCUUUGUUGAUUUUCUAAUUUUCACGUCAUUUUAUGAUCUUUCAUAUCUGUGUCGAACGGAAGAAUUUUAACGUGCCAUAGCUGAGAAUGAAAACAACCAGUUAGGUUCAAAGAUGUGAGUUUUUUAAAACGAAUUAAUAAGUCGGUGAAAGAUAUAAGAUCGGUUUGUGAAAGAUAUAAGUAUUGAGACAAGCGAUAUUUUAAUAUGAUAUAGACAAAUUUCGAAGAGAAUGGAAACCGACUUCUUUUUAUAACUGUUCUCUUGCAAAGAGUAGGAAAUGCUACUUAUCAUCUUGCUCGCCUAUAGUCCUCGUACUCGAACGUGUAAUUCAGCGAAUUAAAUUUGUUACAGGAAUUAAACGUAUCGAUAACACUUAUUUACGUAAUAGGAAAUCUCUGGUCUGUAGGAAAGGUGCUAUUUUGCGAAGAUGAUUUUACCGUCGCGUCCUUCCAUAUUUAAGCUUCGACUAUAAUUAUAAUUGUCCAGCCGUCUAAUUACGAUCGUUGACGGUAUCAUUGACAAUGAUAUACAUUGUUAUUCUUAUUAUUACGUAUUAUUACACAUGCUAUUAUUACUGUUUAGCAUAACACGAACGCGGUACUAUUCUUACGGGGUAAUGGAGAUCGCAACGAUACGUUACUAUGUAAUAGCGUGUAUACGGUGUGUUCGUUAAUUGAGGAAAGAGCAGUCCGUGGUAAAUUUUAUCGAAUUUUUCAUAUAGAUAACGAUAAGUGACGUGAAAGUCUUCUGUUGGCGGUCGAUGAUAUAAUAUACGUUCGCUUUAAAUAACUUAGGUAAAAAGAGAAAAAAGCAAAAAACGAAGAAAAAAUAUGCAACAACAGCGUUGUUUAACUUUUUCUCACGUGUUAGAUAAAAGGAAAAAAAAAUAGCUAAGGAAUCGUACAAGCGUGUGCAUCGAGCACAGAGUGCAGGACUUUCCAACGAAACUACAAUACGCAAGCAAACUUCUUAUGUGUCUCAAGUAUAACUCUUAAGUCGAAAGCUAUAGUAGUUCGAAAUGCAAACUAUUAAACGAUUGUCGUCUGUAAUAAGCAAAUUCACCGACGUUCUCCCGAGAGGGAACAUCGGUUUUACUCUGUCCUCACUUGACGCCUAUGGAAAUUAUUAUUAAAAUAUUGCAAAUUUUUUCUCUCUUUAGGAUCGAACACCGUCCCCGAAAUGAAACGAUUCGAUUUGUCUGUCGUGCAUUUUCUGCGAGAAAGAAAAAAGCAGAGAAAAGGGGGAGGCGAUAAGGCGAAGCCCAAUAUACAUAUAACAUAAAUGUGUGUCAAUUUUUAAUGUAUCAUAACUACGUUCUAGUCGAUAACGGUUUUUAUGGGGGGGAAGAUAACAAGGCACGGGAAGAGGAUCUAUGCUCCUCGAUGCGCAACGUUAUGGCUGCGAUUAGUACGCUACAUUUUUUCUCGUCCGAGACGGCCAUAUUUUGCGUUUCGCAAAAUAAGAAAAGAACGAAUAAGAAGCGACUGAAUUACGGCGGAGAAAAAUUAUUACGAUCGAUCGAAUCGAUAAAAGGGACGAGCAUCGAACGAUUUCCACUGUGAGAAUUUUAAGUCGUUGAUAAGCUCGAACGAACGUUCGAAAUUAUUUCCACGAACCACGUAGCAUUUCGAAAGUUGCUUGUAUCGUUGCUUAAAAUAAUUAGCUCCAUUUGUUCGAAUUUCUCAAUAAAGAAUUGGCAUUACGUAGUUUGGAAUUAUCUUAAACGUGCAAAUCAAAGACCGAGUACGAUCACUUCGGUCGUUUUUUAGCUACGACUUUAAUCCUCUGACUAUAAUAAGAUAUCUUAAUAAUUUAUAUGUAUGACAAAUUAUAAUUGAAAUUUUCGUAUACGAGGAAACUUCGUUAGAAUUUGUCCAUCUUUAUUUCGAGUAAAACAACGUUCCCGUUGAUAAUCUUAAUUUCUACAAUGUAGUCGCGACACUCUGGUUGGUUUAACGCGCGAGCUGAAAUUCCAAUUUUCUCGUACACGUUCCAAUUGAUAAGUUUGAAGAUGUAAACGAUGCUCGUAGAAUUGGAUCGAUCGUAAGAAGAAUCAUCAACGUCACCUAGAGCCUGUACACAUUUUCUCCGCCUACUAUGAUACGUGUGUUACGUGUACAGUAUACAAUACUUUCUUGCUUUUUGAUAUACGUAUAUUACAUUCGAAACGAUACUUUAUAUUUGUGAGACGUUUAUUCCAACGGCGUGCGCGGCGAGUUCGCCAUAUCUUUUAUAAAAGCGUAGUAUGAUUUUACACGUAAUAAUUAUGACGCACGUGUGCAACGUGGCUCCCUUGGUCGUACAAAAAGACAAAAAAAGAGAAAACAGAAAAGACAAAAAGAUGUAAAAAAAAAAAAAAAAAAAAAAGAAAGAGAGAAAGAGAAAGAGAGGGAACCGAAGAGAUAGAGCUAAGGAAGAUCCGUCGUUUCUUUCGUUUUUUUUUUCUUUUUUUUUUUCGAACUUUCGUGCAUGCACGCGGAUGCGAUGCUCUGCCCUACGCGUGAUAAUAGUAUUUUUGGUACACGGUCGUGCCACGAUAGCAGCUUCCGAUCGGAACGGAUAUCGCGGAACGACGAUUGUUGAUCGUUGGUAUAUCGGUGCGUUGCGUAUUGUAUUUAUAAUGAUAAUUCUAUUUUUGAUAACCGCUCGAUUGAUUAUUCCAUUUUAGAUGUUGAUCGUUCUACGAGGCCGCGUUUAGAAUAAUUUUCAUAGCUUUUAAGAUACGUCGCGGGAACGAGCAACCGAUACGAUCCUUUCCUUUUAUUCGCAUAAGCAUCGUUAUAGAACGACUUGGUCCCAUGGUCCAUGUGAAACGUCUCGGACGUAGAUCAUUUCGAAACGACGAGAGAACAAGAAGAAGAAGAAGAAGAAGAAGAAAACAAAA
Bombus huntii is the source of this 8215-nucleotide messenger RNA. RefSeq names its product GDNF-inducible zinc finger protein 1-like. Lineage: Eukaryota; Metazoa; Arthropoda; Insecta; Hymenoptera; Apidae. The transcript has 7 exons. Bases 2841 to 4229 code for a protein of 462 amino acids. Gene Ontology annotation, cellular component: chromosome. Gene Ontology annotation, biological process: regulation of transcription by RNA polymerase II. The record is from RefSeq and is a predicted model, not a curated record. Gene Ontology annotation, molecular function: chromatin insulator sequence binding.